CCGACGCAGACACCGAUUUGCCUAUCAAGAAGAAGGCUCAUGUUUUCUUCUCUGAACCAUCGCGCGGUCAACACGGAAAGACGAGAUCGAGUUGUACAAAGGUAUUAAUUAUUUUUACCUUCAGUUAUAGGGGACAUUUAUCUGUUUCUUUUAAGGAGUGUAUGUAAGCCUGCUAUUCCCUAAGGUUGCAAAGAUAAAAUCCCGAACCUUCGUAAGUUUUGUAUUACAGCAAAUGAUUUCAGGUACGUUCACGACCGCAAUGCACACUGGUUGAAGGUGCCCCUUUAAGGAAGUGUGCUCGGUAACUGCCCUCCAGAAGUUGAUGGUGGGUGACCUUGGUAUUUUUUUAUCCCAGAGUAUUACGAUCAUAAACGUAUGCCGAUGGCACGGCCAUGUUUCAUGUGUUAUUUCAAGAAUAAAGCACGUUUAGGAGAAAGUGAAUCAGUAAAAAAACUCAUUCAAAAUUGUCUUUAUUUGUUAUAGCAUGCCGACGUCACCUCACGAAACCAAGAAAAAUUUUUGUCGGAUUUUUCUUGUGAAAGCGAGAAGCAUUUCUAUCCAAGUGCAUCAACACCUCUUCCAAUGCAAUUACAGCCCAGAG
Messenger RNA from Porites lobata, 601 nucleotides. Lineage: Eukaryota; Metazoa; Cnidaria; Anthozoa; Scleractinia; Poritidae. The record is from the annotation of a GenBank genome assembly.